Molecule: messenger RNA, 1815 nt
Organism: Tachyglossus aculeatus (Australian echidna)
Lineage: Eukaryota; Metazoa; Chordata; Mammalia; Monotremata; Tachyglossidae
Gene: KASH5
Product: KASH domain containing 5
Exons: 18
Coding region: 212-1759 (515 amino acids)
Biological process (GO): telomere localization; chromosome localization to nuclear envelope involved in homologous chromosome segregation; spindle localization
Cellular component (GO): lateral element; chromosome, telomeric region; nuclear outer membrane
Molecular function (GO): dynein complex binding
Source: RefSeq, a predicted model, not a curated record
CUCCCUUUGGGCGGGAAAACGGCGCCUCGUGAGCAACUCCCGCCCCCCCUCCGCCAUUUCGCACCUCCUCGUCCGUGGCAACGCUGAGGAUUGGGAAAGAAGUAGCUCAAGUUCUUCCCAAAGGCAGCCGGCUCCUUUCUCUUCGUGAACCAGCGUGUCACAGCCAAAUCACUGGACAAGCAUACAGUCUGCUGAACAGCAUUUGGAUGAAAUGGAACCGCCACCAAGAAUGAUUCCCAGACGUAGGCCAUGUGAUGCGCUGGGGAGCCCUGUCAGCCUGGAGGAGCAGGUGCUCAUCUCCACAUUCAGAGCGUGUGACCUGGAAAAGACAGGAAAGGUUCCCGUGGCUCAGAUCCUGUCAUACAUCGAGGCCGUGUCCGGGCAGGGCGCCGGGGACGCCCGGCUGCAGUCUCUGGCCAGCCAGCUGGACCCCGAGCGAAAGGGGGCCUCUGUCGACCUUCGGACCUUCCUCGCCGUCACCGGGGACUGGAUCUCCUACUGCCAGCAGUACAGGGGGCCCGAGCACGCCGAGGAGGCAGAGGAGGGAGCCACGGUCUCCACUGACCUCCUGCCAUCUGGGACUCUGAAUCAUUCAGACAUUGCCCAACUGGAGAGUUAUGGUGGAGAAGACCUCAGAGCUGCAUCCCCAAAUGAGGCCGAGCUCCGGAGCAGCAUUGAAGACCUGGAGUUCAACAACCGAAGACUCGUGGGGGAGAAUGAGAAGUUACAAAGGGCAGUGGAGGUUGCAGAGGAAGUCGGGGCCCGGCUGGGUGAGGAGAUCUCCACCCUGGAGAAGAAACUGAGGAGCUCCCAGCAGGCCCUCCAAGUGGCCAAGUACCGGGACGAGGAACUGGAAGACAUGAAAUCUCUGGCCAAGAGCCUACAGGAAGAGAAUCGAGGCCUGCAGGCCCAAGCCCGGCACUCGGAAAGAGAGCAGCAGCAGUUUGUGGCCGAGGUGGAGACGCUCCGGGAGCAGAAUGGGAAACUACUGGCAGAGCAAGAGGGAGUGAAGAUGAAGAGCGAGUUGCUGGCCGCCGAGAGGAUGGCUCUGAAGCGCCAGCUGUGUGAGUACCAGACCCUCAUCUGCCACAGAGACAGCGUCCUCUUGGAGAGAACAAGCCAGACAGAAGAUCUAACGGAAACUGUGGAGCAGUAUCGAGCUACAAUCCAGGAAUUGAAGUCCGAGAUUGGCCACCUAGAAGAAAAACUCCUCCUGAGUCAGGGAGGCGUGGAGAGCUGGACGAGGGACCCACCAGAGGUGGGAGAGAGAGCCCCACAGUCCAUGUUCUUGGAGAUCGAAGCCACCCAGUUGAGCCUGGAGCUGGAGCUGCCCAGCCCACUGUGCGGGGCGCUGCCCGACGGGACGCCCUCCAAGCCAGCCAAGGCGGGAGACUUCAGUGAAGAGGAGCUGUCUCUGGAGCAGGGAGACCAAGAGGGGAGAACAACGUCUCACCCCGAAGCCGUGGGCCCCGAGGAGACAAGAAGAGACACGGAAAGCCCAGCCCUGACCGGGCCCUUAGUGCCGGUACAAAACCAAGUGGCCCCAGUGAGGCGGAGGACCUGGAAGCAGCUUCAUCCCGACCCCCAGGCCCCUCCGGACCACAGGGCCUCGCCCCAGCCUCCGCUCCUAGGCCUGCUGCUUCUGUUCCUGCUGCUGCUGUCGCUGCUGCUCCUUUCGCUGCCCAGGACCCCGGCCCCACCCAGGAGGCCGGCCUGGCCCCACCUGCAGCUGCACUAUCUGCAGCCUCCCCCAGUGUGAGCGGGCCCGUGACACCCCAGGGCUCCGGUGGCUCCGGCUGGAAUAAAACUUGGUUG